Molecule: messenger RNA, 1545 nt
Organism: Habropoda laboriosa
Lineage: Eukaryota; Metazoa; Arthropoda; Insecta; Hymenoptera; Apidae
Gene: Cyp18a1
Product: cytochrome P450 18a1
Biological process (GO): xenobiotic metabolic process
Cellular component (GO): intracellular membrane-bounded organelle; cytoplasm
Molecular function (GO): heme binding; oxidoreductase activity, acting on paired donors, with incorporation or reduction of molecular oxygen, reduced flavin or flavoprotein as one donor, and incorporation of one atom of oxygen; iron ion binding
Source: RefSeq, a predicted model, not a curated record
AUGUUGGUGGAACACGCGACACAAUGGGCCUCGCAAGCUAUCGGCGGCACAAGAAUCGAGAUCCUCUGCACGUUUCUCGUGUUCCUAGGUGUGUUAUUGGUGGCAAGAUGCUUACAAUGGCUCAAGUAUGUGCGUUCCCUGCCUCCAGGGCCUUGGGGUGUACCCGUGUUUGGUUAUUUGCCAUUCCUGAAAGGCGACGUUCACCUCCGAUACGGGGAACUCGCGAAAAAGUAUGGUCCAAUGUUCAGUGCUCGACUAGGAACGCAACUAGUAGUCGUUCUUAGCGAUCAUCGUACGAUUCGCGACACGUUUCGUCGGGAAGAGUUUACUGGCAGGCCGCAUACCGAGUUCAUCAACAUCCUCGGCGGAUAUGGUAUUAUCAACACCGAAGGUGCUAUGUGGAAAGACCAAAGAAAAUUUCUUCACGAUAAACUCAGAAGCUUCGGCAUGACCUAUAUGGGCGGUGGAAAGAAAAUUAUGGAAUCGAGAAUCAUGCGCGAAGUCAAGACAUUUCUUCACGGACUGGCAUCGAAACGGGGUGCAGCGACGGAUGUUUCAGCCUCCCUCGGAAUGUCAAUCAGCAAUGUAAUUUGUUCGAUCAUAAUGGGAGUGCGUUUCCAACAUGGAGACGUUAGGUUCAAGAGAUUUAUGGACUUGAUCGAGGAAGGCUUCAAACUGUUUGGCAGUAUGGCUGCUGUGAACUUUAUCCCUAUGAUGCGUUACUUGCCUUGUCUGCAAAAGGUUCGGAAUAAAAUAUCGCAGAAUCGCGCGGAAAUGGCCGACUUUUUUCAAGAGGCAGUCGAUCAACAUCGAGCAACUUUCGACGAAACAACCGUACGGGACCUCGUUGACGCGUACUUACUCGAGAUCGAGAAAGCGAAGGGAGAAGGUCGUGCGAGCACGCUUUUCCAAGGAAAGAAUCACGAUCGACAAAUGCAACAAAUACUCGGCGACUUGUUCUCCGCUGGCAUGGAAACUGUAAAGACCACGCUAGAAUGGGCGAUAAUUUUGAUGCUGCAUCAUCCGGAAGCGGCAACUGCUGUGGAGGCAACGAUACUCGAGGUUCUUCGAAGAUCGAGCAUAGUCCCCUUAGGAACGACACACGCAACCACAAGAGAUGUGACGUUACACGGUUUUACGAUACCGGCUGGAUCUCAAGUGGUGCCGUUGCUGCACGCCGUACACAUGGAUCCAGAGCUUUGGGAGAAGCCGGAGGAGUUUCGACCGAGUCGGUUUCUCUCGGUCGAAGGUAAAGUCCAGAAACCGGAAUACUUUAUGCCUUUCGGUGUCGGCAGACGUAUGUGCCUGGGCGAUGUGUUGGCACGCAUGGAAUUAUUCCUGUUCUUUAGUUCGUUGAUGCACACGUUCGAGUUGCGAUCGCCGCAGGGUUCGUCCUUGCCGAGCUUGCGCGGUAACGCCGGUGUCACAGUCACGCCGGAUCCCUUUGACGUUUGUUUGUUACCGAGAAACAUGGAUCUCAUCGAGGAUGCGAGCAACGAUGUCAUCUCUCCCGGUGUCAUCCUUCGAAACAUCGGCAGUUAUUGA